Pan troglodytes (chimpanzee) is the source of this 1487-nucleotide messenger RNA. RefSeq names its product MFNG O-fucosylpeptide 3-beta-N-acetylglucosaminyltransferase (gene MFNG). The record is from RefSeq and is a predicted model, not a curated record. NCBI's taxonomy places the organism in Eukaryota, Metazoa, Chordata, Mammalia, Primates, Hominidae. Gene Ontology annotation, cellular component: Golgi membrane. The transcript has 9 exons. The coding region runs from base 256 to 1221 and encodes 321 amino acids. Gene Ontology annotation, biological process: pattern specification process. Gene Ontology annotation, molecular function: O-fucosylpeptide 3-beta-N-acetylglucosaminyltransferase activity.
GGGGCGGGGCCAGGCGGUCCCGGAGGCUGCGGCAGGCCGGACAGCGGGAGCAGGUGGAGGACUGGCGGCGGUCGAGAUCGUGCUACCAUGGCUCAGCCUCUGGGUCCAGAGCCUCAGCUCCUACCUCUUCCCUCCUUGCCAGCCCCUGAUGCCUGCCAGACUUUUGCCUCUGCUGGAGCCCCUGCCUGACCAGCUUCCCCUCCCUGUCUGGUUGGGAUUUGGGGGCUGAGCUGUCUGGGGUCCCAGGGCCAACCAAUGCAGUGCCGGCUCCCGCGGGGCCUGGCUGGAGCCCUCCUCACCCUCCUGUGCAUGGGGCUCCUGUGUCUGCGGUACCACUUGAACCUGUCCCCGCAGCGGGUACAGGAGACCCCCGAGCUCCGCCAGCCGAACCCGGGGCCCCCUGAGCUACAGCUACACGAUGUCUUCAUUGCAGUGAAGACGACCCGGGCUUUCCACCGCUUGCGCCUGGAGCUGCUGCUUGACACGUGGGUUUCCAGGACCAGGGAACAGACAUUUGUCUUCACCGACAGCCCAGACAAAGGCCUCCAGGAGAGACUGGGGUCCCACCUUGUGGUCACCAACUGCUCCGCGGAACACAGCCACCCAGCUCUGUCCUGCAAGAUGGCUGCUGAGUUCGACACCUUCUUGGCCAGUGGGCUUAGGUGGUUCUGCCACGUGGACGAUGACAACUACGUGAACCCAAGGGCGCUGCUGCAGCUUCUGAGAGCCUUCCCGCUGGCCCACGACGUCUACGUGGGAAGGCCCAGCCUGAACCGGCCCAUCCAUGCCUCAGAGCCACAGCCCCACAACCGCACGAGGCUGGUACAGUUCUGGUUUGCCACUGGGGGUGCUGGCUUCUGCAUCAAUCGCAGACUGGCUUUGAAGAUGGCUCCGUGGGCCAGUGGCUCCCGUUUCAUGGACACAUCUGCUCUCAUCCGGCUGCCUGAUGACUGCACCAUGGGCUAUAUCAUUGAGUGCAAGCUGGGCGGCCGCCUGCAGCCCAGCCCCCUCUUUCACUCCCACCUGGAGACCCUGCAGCUGCUGAGGACUGCACAGCUCCCAGAACAGGUCACCCUCAGCUACGGUGUCUUUGAGGGGAAACUCAACGUCAUUAAGCUACAGGGCCCCUUCUCCCCGGAGGAGGACCCCUCCAGAUUUCGCUCCCUCCAUUGUCUGCUCUAUCCAGAUACACCCUGGUGUCCCCAGCUGGGUGCCCGAUGAAUCCUGAACUGCUGGGCAAAGCCUUUCUUGCUGUUAGGGGCUACCAUGGGACCAGCUCUGGCCAGAGGGAACUAAGCAAAUCCAAUAGAGAUGUUUCUGGGGAAGGUUUUGCAGCCCAUUCCCCAUCUUCCUGCUAUAAAUGUGGGUGUGAUGGCUGGAUCUGGGGCAGCCACCUUGCUACCAUGAAGGAAAGGCCAAGACAAUCAUCCACAGCUAUUCCCUCCAGCAUCUGGUUCUGUACGAAAAUUAAAUGCUUAUUUGUUUAA